Molecule: messenger RNA, 1353 nt
Organism: Macrobrachium nipponense
Lineage: Eukaryota; Metazoa; Arthropoda; Malacostraca; Decapoda; Palaemonidae
Exons: 8
Coding region: 523-1353 (276 amino acids)
Source: RefSeq, a predicted model, not a curated record
AAUGGACAUAAUACUUCAUUCUGAUGAUAUUUUUAUUCGAAUUCGCGUAAAACUUUCUGGUCGCACUUCUGCGGAAUGUUCCUCCAUCCAUAAAACACAAAUGGAUCUCGAAUGAUUAAGUAUGGGACAGCUGUCGCCCGAAUAAUGAGCCUGACGUCACGGCAGACCGCCAGGUGCCGGGGGGUCCUUCGGAGCAUCCAGUGUGCCACGAACUUUGACUGGUGGAGACUCGUUUUCCAGGGGCUGGUGGCUGCGCUACGCUGCCCUCCUUGAAUUUUCUCCCGUUUUGAAUUCUCCCCGGCUUCAUACCCAAGAGGUUGCUCCUCCUCCUCUUCUUCCUCCACCACCACUUCGACGACGCUACCAUGACGCGGCAGCGACCACCACCAACUGCGUCGGUUCUUCUCCCUCUCGCCUGCCUUCCUUCUUCUUCUUUUCUGCAUCAAUGAAGCCGCCGCUGCUGCCAAUUCCUCGUCUGGUACCGGAGACCGGAGGGAAACACAGAUUCACGAUCAGAAGGUCAUGAAAAAAGUAGCGGCAAAUCCCGAAGGAGGCGACGACGAAGAGAUUGAAGAGAGUGAAUAUCAGCGGAAAGUCGACGUUCCCGACUUCGGCGCCACCAACGACCCCUACACCAUAGUCGAGGAAUCGGACACGUGUUACUGGUGUGGCACCAAUGUGCCCGAGGAUGACGAUGAACACAGAGCUGCCACCAUCUACACAUUCAGCGAAUACGUAGCACCCGGGACGUGUGUGACCAACAAAUCGCCCAGGUACCCAACAAGAUACCCCAACAACGUCGAUUAUCGCUGGACUUACACUACACACGCCGACAGCGUGAUGACCUUCACAGUCCCUGCUGGAGGCCUCCAGACCAGCACAGGCUGCCACAGGGAUAAGCUGAAUGUGAGAGUGGGGACGACAAUUACAAAGAAGUGCGGCCAGUUCUACAACUUCCAAAUCAACUCGAGAGACACGGCCAUCAUGUAUGUUCGAUUUGCAACCAAUUACAGAAUUCGCUGGCAUGGAUACACCGGAACCAUCUGCGCAUCUGCCCUGCCAACAACACCACCUCCCCCCACAACAUCUGAGCCCCCUACCACAACCACAAGUGCUCCACCAGAGCCCCUACUAUGUGAUGACAUCUGCGGCAAUGCAAAUGGAUUUACAAGUCGUAUCAGCCAGACGAACGAUGCUCCUUUAGUCUAUCCUUGGGUUGCCACUGUUGACAUCAUGAGGGACAACGUGUACGUCAGAUGCACGGGCUAUCUGAUAUCAAGAGUACACGUGCUCACCUCCGCCUUCUGUUUCUUCCAACACCAACAGGAUAUUUACGAUGAUUCUGGAGAAUAA